AACAGUCGUGAUUGUUACAAUCCACAAGUUAAAGUCAUUAAUUUGGUCAGUCAGUUGACAUUUUAGUUCAGCGUCUGCAUCAGUCAAUCACAUUAUGCCGACAUGCCAGGUAGCUGCAGACUUACUGGCGCCAGCAGGACGUGAGAAAAAAAAACACCAGCUCGCCUCUAUUAAGCUCAAUUACAACCUCCAUCAAGUUUCUAUCAUUCCGUUGAGAACUUUGCAUAUGCAAAUAGAAAAGUACGUGUGCUCCACCCAUAAGGUUCACCGGAAGGGCCAUGAGAGGCGAGACCUACUGGACACGUCUGGAGACUUCUGCGUGGACACGUUAUGGCGAACUUCUCGGUGGAGUGGCUCUCUCAAAGUUUUUAUGCAAAGGAAAAGGACGCUGCUGGGAUUACUCUGCAGAAAACUGUUCAUUCGAAUUUGCAGGAUGACGAGCCAAAAAGCUCCCCACCGUCACCGAACAAUAGCUGCGGUUACACUUCCAGCUCAGAAAGUGAAGCGGAAGAGGAAGGAGAAGUUACCCAGCAACGGAGGAUGAGGACGAAAUUCACCUCUGAGCAAAUCAGGAAGCUCGAGAGCACUUUUAACAAGCACAAAUAUUUAGGAGCCUCACAGAGAAGGAAGAUUGCAGAGAAGCUCGACCUCUCUGAAACUCAGGUGAAGACGUGGUUUCAGAACAGGCGGAUGAAGUUAAAGCGAGAGGUGCACGAGAUGCGGCCUGACUUCCUCUCCGUGCGCGCGGUUCUACUGCCGCCUGCCUUGUUUCAGCACCACGCCCUCGGAGGACAGUUCCACGGCAGCAACGCCUUCUAUGCUCCCCUCCCGAGUGUGCACCGGCCUUCGAUCCCGCGCCGCCACCAUUUUACCAUGCCCAAGCCGUUCUACUGACCUGAGCCACAAAUCUGUCCACCACACACACACACACACAC
Hippocampus comes (tiger tail seahorse) is the source of this 935-nucleotide messenger RNA. It is a transcript of the gene ventx, whose product is annotated as ventral expressed homeobox. Gene Ontology annotation, molecular function: DNA-binding transcription factor activity, RNA polymerase II-specific; DNA binding. The record is from RefSeq and is a predicted model, not a curated record. Gene Ontology annotation, biological process: regulation of DNA-templated transcription. Lineage: Eukaryota; Metazoa; Chordata; Actinopteri; Syngnathiformes; Syngnathidae. Bases 331 to 894 code for a protein of 187 amino acids. The transcript is spliced from 3 exons.